GGCGGAGAAGAGGAGUGACUGCUCAGACUUCCGGGGGGGGACCAUGCACUUGUAGCGAGACGUCGACUCGGCACCGCGUUAACCGGAACAAGUGGGAGCUUCGCUGACCGUCGAUCGUUGAGAGCCUUUCCUCCUCUUCCCAUGAGUGCUGCGGGUGUGCUCCAGUCGUUCAGCCCAUCAGCCAUGCCAGGCCCAGUGAUGCCGAUGGAUGUGGCCAUGCGUUUCUACAUCAGCCACUCCCCCCCUCCCCUACGUGGCUUUCUCAGCUCUUAUGAGGACUUGCAGAGGGCCAAGAACCAGAGCCAGAACCACAGGAACCGCCAGCAGUUCUACAAGCCCUUGAGGCCCUGCCUCAGCAGCCAUCAGAAGGCUGCAGACGACAGAGGCUGCGUGGAAUGGAGCAAAACCAAGGCCUCCACCACCAACAAGAAGAGAGUGGUAUUUGCCGAUUCCAAGGGAAUGUCGCUUACUGCCAUCCACAUCUUCUCCAAGUUUGACGAUGAGCCGUGCCGCAAUCGGGGCUGCAGUGGCAUCACGGAGGAGCUGCAGUUUGACAUGUCAGACCUGGAGAGCGCCACCAUGGACCUAAAGAUCAGCUCGGUCCGCAGCCUGGCACUGGACUUUAAGCAACCCUCCGCGGACUACCUAGACUUCCGCAACCGCCUGAUAAAGAACUCUGUCUGCCUGGAGAACUGUUCCCUGCAGGAACGCUCGCUGACCGGCACCGUCAAGGUCCGCAAUGUUGGGUUUGAGAAGUCUGUGCAAAUCCGCACCACAUUUGAUACGUGGGCUAGCUACACCAAUGUUAACUGCACCUUCAUGAAUAACAUCUACGGUUGCCAGGAUACCGACACUUUUGCAUUUGUCCUGGAACUGCCCACCAACGUGCCACCGCACCACGGGGUAGAGUUCUGUGUUUGCUUCACAGCCCAGGGCCAGAUGUACUGGGACAAUAACGAUGGCAAGAACUACAAACUCAAACACGUUGGCUGGAAUGGAGAAGACCUAAACUCUGUUACUCUGCCCAUGACCGCCGUUGAUGGGAAGAAACCAUGUGAGCAGAAGAAUGGGGGGAUGAGGCUGCUGGAGAUGGAAUUUGAUCAGUUCGGCAGCCCCCGCAUGUCCAGUGGACUCUUCCCUGGCUGGCAGAGCUGGGGUCAGAUUGAUAACAGUGUGCCUUAUUGGUGAGAGGAUCAGGAAGUGAGAUGAAAUGAAAGAAGAUGCUGAUUGGGCAUUCAAAAUAAAAACAGAUGUGGGCUUGAGUUGGGAUGGACUGGAAGCCAGAGACUGAAAUGUUGAAGGUACAGAGUGUUCAAGCCCUUCAAAAGUUUUGCCAGGAGGAUGCGCACUUCCCAGACAGAAACUUCACUGUAAUUUGGUCACUUUGAUGCAAAAUGGCCACUUGACCCACAAGCUGGUAAAAUGUGGACUUUUCAUCUGCAAGAUAAUGGCAAACUUUGAUUUGGAGAGAGCUCUUUGGGGAACUCUGUCAUGUUUUCAAAAUACCGCUCUAAGUGCAGAGGUACCUUCUCAAACUGUCUGUUUCGAAUCCCCACUGAAUCACAUACUUCAGAAUACAGUCCAUGGCCAAUGUAAGCCCCUUUUUGAGGGCCCCCCCCAAAAAUUGUGUGGAUAUGAACUGAUUGAAACAGCUCCCUCUUGAUGUGAUAUCUGCAAACUCAAAUGGUGGAAAUGGCUUUGGUGUUGAGUCCUUCAUAUUGAAGGGAAAGUACAGAGAAGGCAUGGCACCUCUCCACCAUAAAGCAAUAGGAGUUAUUAUCUUUGAAUCGAAAAUGCAUACCUUUGCACGAAGGGAAAACAUCAUUCAAAAAUGGCCUAUAUACUUUUAAUUUCCCCUUGUUUAUCGUGUGCAUGUACAUUCUAAGUAUUUGAUGCAAUACGCGUGGAUGAUCUAAUUAAAAGGUAACUUUCAGUGUAGAGGCACAAACAGGAAGCCGAGCUGACGUCAUCAGUUGUGCCAUUAGGGAGAAUCUGUAUGUUACUGGCUGUCUUGACACUUGGAAGAACCAUGUACAUUAAUGGGGUUUUAGUUAUGUCAGUGAUGAAGUGAAUGAGAUUUUUUUUGUUUUUUUUUACCCCUGCUGAGUUCAUUGAAAUGAUGGCAAAAAUAUGAAUGUUAUCUUUUUGUUUUCACAAGUGCAAUUCUGUGAUGGGAAUAUGGGUGGUGCUGGUAUUAAGCCUGAAAAUGAGAUUUUUCUUACUGUGAAGUAGGGUCUGUGCCUCAAUGUAUGUGUCUCACUCAAAACGGUUUGUCUGUGCACAUACACAACUGUUUGUGUGUGUGUGUCGAACUAUGCAUUGCCUUUUCAGAAAUAAAUUUCUAUAUUUUUG
Messenger RNA from Lampris incognitus (smalleye Pacific opah), 2352 nucleotides. Its product is annotated as protein phosphatase 1 regulatory subunit 3C-B-like. The record is from RefSeq and is a predicted model, not a curated record. Bases 142 to 1188 code for a protein of 348 amino acids. NCBI's taxonomy places the organism in Eukaryota, Metazoa, Chordata, Actinopteri, Lampriformes, Lampridae. Gene Ontology annotation, biological process: regulation of glycogen biosynthetic process. Gene Ontology annotation, molecular function: glycogen binding; protein phosphatase 1 binding. The transcript has 2 exons. Gene Ontology annotation, cellular component: protein phosphatase type 1 complex.